Pocillopora meandrina is the source of this 480-nucleotide messenger RNA. Lineage: Eukaryota; Metazoa; Cnidaria; Anthozoa; Scleractinia; Pocilloporidae. The record is from the annotation of a GenBank genome assembly.
AUGAACAUCUUACUAGCCAACGCACAGUUGUUAGCGCCUAAAAUCGACGAAGUGCGAUCUGUGAUGUUGAACGCUAAGCCUGAUUUAGGUUUCUUUACAGAAACUUGGUUACGUGAGACCAUCAGUGACAGCCAAGUUAAUAUUCCUGGUUACUCGUUUAUCGCAAGAAAUCGUUGUGUGGAUAUCCAUGGUGUUGUAGGACUUUACAUCCAUGAUUCCAUCAAAUUUAAACCGCUCGAUGAAUUUUCGGACCCUGAUUUUGAGUCACUUUGGGUGUGGCUUAUGCCAAGGAGGCUGCCUAGAGGAUUCCCCUGCCUGGUUGCUGGUACCGUCUACCACCCACAGUUAGGCGUUAACAAUAGUGGUAUGCUUAACCACCUUACUACUACACUGACUGACAUUGUGGGCCAGUAUCCCGGUUGUGGUAUAUUCGUGUGCGGCGAUUUUAAUCGGUUGAGCCUUAGCCGCCUCACAUCGUAG